AUGGCCAAGUCCAAGGCUGCUAAGCGCAAGCGCAAUGCGCAGGUCGACCUCCCGCAAAAACUCCCCAAGGCCGAUUCCACCCUCACGCCGCCUCCUGAUGGCACAACUCUGGAACCCAAACACCUCAACACGGUUGUCCCGGAGGAAGACCUCGAAAUCACCAUUGAGACACUCACGGCCCUCACCCAAUAUCCGAACCUUACCAAGUCGAAGGCAUGCAAGGACCUCCGAGGUGCAGUCUACGAUUUCCGUCAGGCCUGCACCACGGGCGUCAAUUCUGCCGAGGGCGCAAACUUGACUGCACGAAUCACCGGUGCCUUGACCGACAAGAAGUUCCUCGAUGCCAGAAUUCUGCUUGCGGAGAUGAGGAUCAGACGCGAGCAACCCAAGAUUGGAGCUUUAUGCCGUUGGGUCCGUGAUUUGGACGUUGUGAGCGGUCUUUCAACGCAGCCCGGCGCAAAUCAUGUUCCGAAACGCAGCGCGGAAGACUUGGACCUCCUUGGUGUCCUCGAUGCUGUCCUUCGUGUCAGCACUCCAAUCGAUAGCUUGAACGCUGCCGACUCGCCUGGACCCAUUGCCUUCCAAUCUAUCUGGGAUCUUCGUCCUUCGUCAGAGCCCCUCCAGAUCUAUGCCUCGGUUCUCGAUAAAUCAAUCCUGGAACACGCACCAAAAUCCCCUACCGCCCUCCGUGUCAUCGAAACAACCCCCGGACCCAUGCGCAAGCCUCCCAACCACCACCCUGCCCUUCUAUAUACCACCGCUCCCAACGCGGUCCCUCUCAACCCAGUCGCCCCAUCUAUAACAUACAACCCCCACCCCGCCGUGCCUGGGCUCGGUAUGGCCAUGAAUGUACUCUCUCCCACAGAGUGCAGAGCCAUCAUCGCAGCUGGCGAAUCCGUCAACUUCGUCCCCGAUGUCCCCCUCCGCGAAGACGGUGAUAUGAGUGUUUUGGCACACAACUUCUACUGGGUCAUUGACACCACAUUCCACGAUAUACUUUGGUCGAGAAUCUCCCCAUAUGUCCCGCAGUCCAUCAACGGUCGCAUGGUACGGGGCGUCAACCGACGCUUCCGCGUUUAUAGAUACGUGCCCGGUGCCGAGUAUCGAUGCCACAUCGAUGGUGCUUGGCCGCCAUCUGGUAUUUUGCCUGAUGACACAUACGUGUAUGACUCCUCGCCUGAAGAUAACAGGCAGAGCUCCAUGUAUACCUUUUUGUUAUACUUGAACGAUGAGUUCGAGGGCGGAGAGACCACAUUCUUCAUGCCUGCAGCACGGGAGGGUACGCUCAAUGCGUACCCCGUGCGCCCGGUGAUGGGAGCUGUGGCCAUCUUCCCUCAUGGAGAAGCAAAUGGGGCCUUGUUGCACGAGGGAACUGGUGUAAGGAAGGGGGCGAAGUAUAUUAUUCGAACUGACGUAGAGUACGAUGUAAAGCCACAAGAGUAA
This is a messenger RNA of Penicillium verhagenii, 1443 nucleotides long. Its product is annotated as prolyl hydroxylase family protein. Gene Ontology annotation, molecular function: L-ascorbic acid binding; iron ion binding; procollagen-proline 4-dioxygenase activity. NCBI's taxonomy places the organism in Eukaryota, Fungi, Ascomycota, Eurotiomycetes, Eurotiales, Aspergillaceae. The coding region runs from base 1 to 1443 and encodes 480 amino acids. The record is from RefSeq and is a predicted model, not a curated record. Gene Ontology annotation, cellular component: endoplasmic reticulum. Gene Ontology annotation, biological process: peptidyl-proline hydroxylation to 4-hydroxy-L-proline. The transcript has a single exon.